Vicia faba (fava bean) is the source of this 483-nucleotide messenger RNA. The record is from the annotation of a GenBank genome assembly. NCBI's taxonomy places the organism in Eukaryota, Viridiplantae, Streptophyta, Magnoliopsida, Fabales, Fabaceae.
AUGUUUACAGCUUGGGUGGAAGCAAACAAAACAUAUGAAGAGGCGAGGAAUUUGACAUACUCUACUUUUCUUUCUAAGUUUCUUUAUGAUAAAAGAUACCGACGAUGGAAUCCACGUAAAAGAGGUCGUACCAUUGGAAGACUAAUUUGGGUGCCUCCAAGGACCGGUGAGUUGUAUUACCUAAGAAUGAUGUUGACAGUUGUCAAGAGACCGACUUGCUAUAAAGAUAUAAAGAAGGUCGGUGGAAUAGUUCGUGACAAUUUUAGAGAUGCAUGCUUCGAAAUGGGAUUUCUUAAUGAUGACAAGGAAUAUGUUGCAGCCAUAAAUGAGACAAAUGAUUGGGGUUCCGGAUAUUUUUUGAGAAAGUUAUUUGUCACUAUGCUACUGUCCGGUACAAUUAAAAGACCACGACAUGUUUGGAAAAAAAACUUGGAGGAUAUUAUCCGAAGGUAUUCUUUAUCAACAAAGACAAGCGACAAAUAG